AUCACAUCGCGUAUAUAAAUAAAUCGCGGUUCAUUAUUAGUCGAUCGCAUUUAAUUUUCUAAGCGAUAGAAGACAUGACCAACGUACCAACGUUGCCUCUCGGGUCCUACCAAAUACCCAUUGUUGGUAUUGGAACAUUAACAGUGACCGAUGAAGAUGCACUGGAAAAAAUGUUGAACACUGCUUUGGAGGCCGGUUAUAGACAUUUCGACACAGCAUACUUAUACAGGAACGAACAUCUUAUCGGCAAAGUCCUUAACAAGUGGUUUACAUCGGGAAAGGUCAAAAGAGAAGAUAUCUUCAUAACAACAAAAUUGCCAGGGGAGGGUAUCUACCCAGAGGGGGUGGAAAAAUUCCUGAAGGAAUCACUGGCUGCCCUACAGUUGGACUAUGUAGACCUAUACCUAGUUCAUUCCCCAAUUCGAAUCAAACCGUUGAACGGCAAAGGAUUUGAAGCAGCAGAAGGAUUGCCUACGGAUCAUAUAGGCGUCUGGCGUGAAUUGGAGAAGCAGGUGAAGGCAGGUCGUGCCAAAACCAUCGGCGUCUCGAAUUUCAAUCAGAGACAAGUGGAGAGGCUUCUAAAAGUGGCGGAAAUUAAACCAGUCUGCAAUCAAAUCGAAUUGAACGUGUAUCUACCUCAACCUCAAUUCGUGGAGUUCCUCCAAGCAAACGGAAUCGUCGUGGUUUCGUAUUUUUCGUUAGGAAAUCCUGGAGUGAGAGAACAGAGAGUUGAAUCGGGUUGGUGGCCAGCUGGUGUACCUGACAUGUUGACCGAUACCACAAUAAAUCGAAUAGCUGUCAGGCACAAUAGAACGCCGGCUCAGAUUUUGCUGAAAUCUCUGGUUCAAAAGAAAAUCGUUGUGAUCCCGAAAAGUGUCACGCCCAGCAGGAUAAGGGAAAAUUUGCAGCUGUUUGAUUUUAACCUAGACGCGGAAGACGUGGAAGCUAUAGCUGGGAUAGCGAUCGGCGAGAAAGCAAGAUUGAGCCAGAUAAAACGGUUGCAAGAUCACCCGGAAUAUCCCCAUCCCGUAGUAGAAGCCUAGUCAAAAGAGAUGCCUCCGCAUUUUUGUUAUAAAUAUUUAACUAAUAAAUGCGUACAUUGAA
Molecule: messenger RNA, 1104 nt
Organism: Cylas formicarius (sweet potato weevil)
Lineage: Eukaryota; Metazoa; Arthropoda; Insecta; Coleoptera; Brentidae
Product: dihydrodiol dehydrogenase 3-like
Exons: 6
Coding region: 75-1043 (322 amino acids)
Cellular component (GO): cytosol
Molecular function (GO): aldose reductase (NADPH) activity
Source: RefSeq, a predicted model, not a curated record